AAACUGAGCAUGUGCAGGAGCUGCCAACACUGCUCUGAAAAAUCCCCAGCUGCAUUGGGAACAUGGACAGAAGGGGGAGAUAGAGAACAGCAGGAUCAACCAGUUUUUUUUGCAGAAUACAGAAAAUGAAUCCCAUCGUGAAUGAGUGAGUAUGAACAGCAUGUAAUACAGCCAGGGGCGGACUGACAACUCAUGGGGCCCCCGGGCAAUAGGGGAUCAUGGGGCCCCUGCGUCCUUGCCCAAACUCAAAAAAGCCUAU
This is a messenger RNA of Staurois parvus, 259 nucleotides long. NCBI's taxonomy places the organism in Eukaryota, Metazoa, Chordata, Amphibia, Anura, Ranidae. The record is from the annotation of a GenBank genome assembly.